AUGGGAAGUAAGAAACAUUUUGCAUUGGUUAAGUGGAUUGGCGGCGAGGACGAAAAAAAAUACACUUCCGGCAUAGAUAUAAAUCACAUAAAAAAUUUUAAUUAUGAACAAUUCAUCGAUGAUGCUGAAGACCCGGAUAAAAUUUAUGUAGUUGAAUGGCACGAUUCAGUAAAAGAACCACUGGGUGAUUCUCUAGUCAAGUUAAAUAAAAAACUUAAAACUAUUGAUGGAAUUCAAUCUCCUAAACGUUGUGUUGCUCAAGAGGUAACUGAAGAAAGUGGACCCAGUAAAAAUGACAUUCCUGAAAAAAAUGAAAAAGUAACAGUUAAUGAGCCAGAAGUGGUAGUAAGUGAUACUGAAAUUGACAAGAGUCCGAAGGUUAAACGUAAAAAAUCAUUUGAUGACAGUAAUAGUUCAGAAGAGAUUGAAGUUCUAAACGAUGGAGAAUCAAAGACUACUGAAUCAUUAUCUCCUCCCAGUGUUAAUGACGGUGAAUUUAAAGAUUCAGAUGUUGAAAUAAUUAAAGACAAGGGUGUAAAACCAUCAGGUACAUCUGAAUUUGUAACUAAACAAGAACUAUCAGAAGCAUUUACGCUUUCCUUGCUCUUCUUCUAUAUUGGACCUCAGCAAGUCCCACCCAACAUUUCCUCUGCUUUAUAUUACGGCUGUGGACCGACUUGUGCUUUCUGUACUGUAUUCGCCCCGAACCUCACCUCUCAGGCUGUUGGAACAGAACCAUGGGGAAACCACAGAGAAAACCCAUGA
This is a messenger RNA of Cotesia congregata, 765 nucleotides long. The record is from the annotation of a GenBank genome assembly. Lineage: Eukaryota; Metazoa; Arthropoda; Insecta; Hymenoptera; Braconidae.